AUGGCCGCCAUGGCCGCUCCGCCGCCCGGCGAGCCCCCGGUGCCCCCGGGCCGGCGCCGCCUGUCGCUGCCCGCCGUGGAGCCGCUGCUGUUCCUGGCCACCCUGUCGCUGGGGCUGCAGGGCCCGCUGGCCACCCAGUACCUGUGGGACCGGCUGGGGGCCGAGUACGGCUACAGCAACAGCAACAGCACCGACUCCUCCUCCGGCUGCGGGGACGGCAACGCUACCGCCGACCCCCUGCAGCAGGAGGUGGAAGCUCUGGUGUCCCACUGGAACCUUUACAUCAACCUGGGAGGUUUCUUCGUCAGCCUCUUCUCCGUGACCCUCCUCGGCGCGUGGAGUGACAGCGUGGGCCGGCGCCCGGCGCUCAUCCUGCCCGCAGCAGGCAUGGCCCUGCAGACAGCCAUCUACCUGCUGGUCAUGUACCUGGAGCUGCACGUCGCCUUCUUCCUCCUGGGACGCAUCCUGAGCGGCCUCACGGGCGACUACAACCUGAUCCUGGCCGGCUGCUUCUCCUACGUGGCCGACACCAGCGAGCGGCGCGCGCGGACGUUCCGCGUGGCCAUCCUCGAGGCCUGCCUGGGCACCGCGGGCAUGGUGGCCAGCAUUGGCGGCGGCCAGUGGCGCAAGGCCCAGGGCUACAUCAACCCCUUCUGGCUGGCCUUUGCUGCCAGCCUUGCUGCCACCCUCUACGCCGCAUUCUUCCUGCGGGAGUCGGUGAAGCAGAAGAGGGAGGCCAAGCUGUUCACGCUCAGCCACUACAAGGCUGUGUUCAGGCUGUACACGGCCCCCGAGCAGCCGAGCUGCAGGUGGAAGCUGGCUCUGUACUCCCUGGCUUUCUUUCUGAUUGUCACGGUGCAUUUUGGAGCCAAGGACAUCUAUGUGUUGUACGAGCUGGGCUUCCCUCUGUGCUGGGCUUCUGAUCUCAUCGGGUACGGCUCGGCCGCCAGCUACCUGGCGUACCUGAGCAGCCUGGCGGGGCUGAGGCUGCUGCAGCUCUGCCUUGAGGACACCUGGGUGGCAGAGAUAGGCUUGCUUUCCAACAUUGCUGGGCUGGUAGUGAUGUCUCUUGCUACCACAACGCCACUGAUGUUUACAGGUUACGGAAUUCUGUUCCUUUCCAUGGCAGCCACUCCAGUCAUCAGAUCUAAGCUCUCCAAGCUGGUCAGUGAGACAGAACAAGGUGCUCUCUUUGCUUCUGUUGCCUGCGUGGAAGGGAUGUGUUCACUUGUGUCUACAGGAGUGUUCAACUCUCUCUACCCUGCCACCUUGCACUUCAUGAGGGGAUUCCCGUUUCUCUUUGGGGCUAUAAUCCUCCUUAUUCCAGCAGCUAUCCUUGGGUGGAUACAAAUCUGGGAUUCAAAACACGACUACAACCACUUCCAAGAGGCUUCCCUGACCCCCACAAAAGACUGAAUUCAAUGCCAAGGAAUUGGCCAGCACUGCAGUGGCCACCUGAACACUGCACUUCAUUCUUCCCUCAAACGACUGAUCAGUGUGGGCGGGACACUCUGCUUGUCCUUAUUGACUUUUAAAUGCCAAAUAAUUGGAAAUCACAGGAGGAACUUGAUUUGGAGCUGUGAAUGGCUCCUCAGUGUUGUGUUUGCUCAUCUGUCAGAGAAAACCCAAGAGACCCCAGAGCCAAUCAAGCUGUUGAGGGCCUUUUGCAAAGCUGCUUUGUGGUUUGGGGUUGGUGGGGCCAGAAGGCUCUGCCCUGCUUUUAGUGGGGAGAGAGGACUGAGUUCUGCUGUAAUUGCUGAGCAUUUUCCCCUCAGGGUAUUCCAGUGUGCAGGGAUGAGCUGUUGGUGUGGGUGAGGCACAGGCUGAACCAGAAGCACCCAGCAGUGUCCUGUGCCCCAAUUCAUCACAUUGCCAGUAAAAACCCAACAAAUGUGACAUGCCAGACCACAAAACUCCUUAUGGAGAGGGGUGGUUUAGCACAGGAGUGCUAUUGCUGUCCUUACUGACUGAACCAGCUUUAGUUGUGCAAGUCAGAGGUGUCCUAAGAAGAGGAUCUAAUUCAUGAAGUGUUGGUGGGAGUGCCAGUGGUAUGUCCUGCCUUGUCUGCAGCUCAGCCCAGGA
This is a messenger RNA of Melozone crissalis (California towhee), 2082 nucleotides long. It is a transcript of the gene SLC46A1, whose product is annotated as solute carrier family 46 member 1. Bases 1 to 1416 code for a protein of 471 amino acids. The record is from RefSeq and is a predicted model, not a curated record. Gene Ontology annotation, biological process: transmembrane transport. The transcript is spliced from 5 exons. NCBI's taxonomy places the organism in Eukaryota, Metazoa, Chordata, Aves, Passeriformes, Passerellidae. Gene Ontology annotation, cellular component: plasma membrane. Gene Ontology annotation, molecular function: transmembrane transporter activity.